CACUCAUUUUACGUCAAUCAAUCCACAUUUGAUUUCUCAAUUUUAAAUCUCAGAUCAAUCAUGUCUUGCUGUGGAGGAAACUGUGGCUGUGGAUCUGCCUGCAAGUGCGGCAGCGGCUGUGGAGGAUGCAAGAUGUACCCAGACAUGAGCUACACCGAAAGCAUCACAACCACCGAGACUUUGGUGCUUGGGGUGGGACCUGAGAAGACAAGCUUCGGCGCCAUGGAGAUGGGUGAAUCCCCUGUUGCUGAGAAUGGCUGCAAAUGUGGAUCUGACUGCAAGUGCAACCCUUGCACUUGUUCUAAGUGAACAAACUAUAGUUAAAACAGAGCAGAGAUCAUGGUGUUAGCCUCUUAUGGCUGAAGAAAAU
Molecule: messenger RNA, 370 nt
Organism: Solanum stenotomum
Lineage: Eukaryota; Viridiplantae; Streptophyta; Magnoliopsida; Solanales; Solanaceae
Product: metallothionein-like protein type 2 B
Exons: 2
Coding region: 61-309 (82 amino acids)
Molecular function (GO): metal ion binding
Source: RefSeq, a predicted model, not a curated record